AUGUCGUUGAAACGGAAAAGACAAAAGGAAGCAUUAUCGGCUCAAAAUUAUCCAACAGUAUCAAAUGAUUCAAAAACUGCAAUUAGCUCUCAAAAUACAGUCCAGAGCAGCAAGUAUAACAAUAAAAAAAGUGCUCGUCAUAAUUUAGAAAUUUCAAGUAAUGAUAAUAAAAUUGCAAAGGAUUUGAGUGAAAAACCUAUAUCAACAACGACCGCUUCGAUCACCACAACCAAAUCUCACUCUCCACCAAAUUUGAACACAAAUCAAACACCGAAUCAUGAAUUCAAUGACAAUAAUAAUUCGCAGGGCAUUGCUUUAAGAAAACAGUCUUACAAUGUAAAAAAGAGUUUGGAAAUGUUAUCCGAAGUUAAUUACGAUGAUGAAAUUGAGAAUAGUGAUCAGGAAAGCAUUCAGAUCGAAGAAGAAAUAACCGACAAUAAUAUGUUUGGAAAUGUGUCGGAAUCAGAAGAGGAUGAUGACGACGUUGACAAAACUCAGAAUAUAAUAAUAAUGAAUGAUUUGAAAGUAAUCGAGAAGAUAGAUCAUCCGAUAAAAAGCACCACUAACAUCAUAGAUCCCAAUGCAAUAUCAAAUUUCUCACCGACCUCAUCAAAUGUAUUUCAUUCUUCUACUGUGAAUAAUAACACUCAUGGACGUGUUUGCCUGGUUGCAAUGCAAGCAGAAGAGACGAUUUGUUUCCAAGGCUACGUUUUGGUGGCUCCUUUAUUUGGACAAAUUACUAUUAUGGGCCAUCGUUUGCGUGGUGAGCAGAUUUCACAAAAAAAGAUUGAUUCCGAGGACGAAUUAAUUUUUUGGCCGGUUUUCUCGCCAAAGACGCAUGGUCUCGUAGUUAUUAGAUCUAUGGCGAUGGAAUCGACUACCACAGAAUUACCAUCAUACAAAAUGUCGAAUGUGGGAGUUAAAGCUCCAGACACUCUCAAGGCCACAAUCAAUGAACUUUUAGUAAAUCUUGAUUCUAGAUGCGUCACCUUUAAUUCUAUUGUCAUCUUUUGCGAAUUGUCUUGGUGUGGAAUCGACGGUGUUGAACGUACUUCAACUUCAAUAUUCAGAAAUAUUUUUUCGAGGGACCGAACAAGAAAUACUGACGAAAACAUGUCUAUCGACAAAACUGAUGAUUUCAGGAUUCCGGGAUUUUAUCCGAUUUUGGAACCAAUGCCGGGAAUCAUCGGUCUCCAUUUUCCUGAUUCAUGGACAGUAACCGUUAAACAAAUAUUAAUAGAAUCUCUUGACAAUAAUUAUAAUGGACAAACACACCCUGUCAUAAUUUUAUUCGGACGUAAAAAUGUGGGGAAAUCUACAUUCUCAAAAAUCCUUACAAAUACAUUGUUAAAUAGACAUCCAAGAAUAGCAUAUAUCGAAAGCGACAUUGGACAACCGGAAUUCACACCAUCAGGGAUCGUCUCGUUAAACAUAAUAGAUUCUCCGAUUUUUGGACCACCGUUUACACAUCCCAAACUACCUUACCGAUCUUAUUUUAUUGGUCACACCAAUCCGCGCGACUGCCCUGAUUACUAUUUAUCUUGUCUCCAAGAAUUGGUAGCGGUAUUCAGACGUGAUUUUGUAGAUUCAUCGGAAUAUGAGGAUAUUAAGAGUAAUAGAAUCCCAUUGAUCAUAAAUACUCAUGGAUUAGGAUAUGACCUAUUUCUACAACUCCACAACUUCGCAAAACCCACUCACAUCUGUCAAUUCCAAUCUCUUACCUACCCAUACCUAAAUCCUCCCAUUCUUCCCUCUUACGUUCUCUACCCCGAGGACCGACCUUUUCCAAAACUAUACCAUGUGGAUUCGAACCACUCUAGUCCCAAUUCUGCCAGAUUCAAUGCGCAAUUUCAACGGACACUCAUGCUAAUUUCGUAUUUUUAUUCAGUCCAAUUUUCUUCGAAACUACUACCGCGGCAAGGUUUUGAUCAGCGGUGGUGGAAUUUCGAUAUAACACUUGUGCAGCAGGUUCCGUGGUGCUUGGAUUGGACUAAGGGGUUGUCAAAAGGAGUGUUUAUGCUUUGUGCGGAAGUCCCGUAUAGUCAAUUGUUAUAUGCUUUGAAUGAAUAUAGUAGUUAUAAUAAUCGAACAGAUUCCUCAAAAAUCAUUCCACCACCUUACUUUCCAUCUCCAAAAUUUCCACCACCACCCCCAGCACAUCACACUUGCUUCGGGUUAGCCAUAAUACGCUCAAUCGAUCCAUCAACUCACACAUUCCACAUUUUGACCCCGCUCUCUACCACGAUAUUGAAACGAGUCAACGGAAUCAUAAAGGGUUCUUUGGAGCUACCAGUUUGUGCUAGCAUCGACGAAACUUCCAAAACUUCUACUGGACUAUGCCGAGUUCCGUGGAAAAAGGUGCCCUAUUUAAAUUUUGAUGUUGGUGCUGGUGCUGGACACGCUGCGCAACGAGUUAGAAGAAAUUUGAUGAGACGUGGACAGAUGAAUACUGCUUCUAUACAUGAUUUAUAA
This is a messenger RNA of Ambispora gerdemannii, 2472 nucleotides long. The record is from the annotation of a GenBank genome assembly. NCBI's taxonomy places the organism in Eukaryota, Fungi, Glomeromycota, Glomeromycetes, Archaeosporales, Ambisporaceae.